UGGGUUAUGUGCUUGCGAGUGUACAUAAUUUUUUGUGGGAAGCACUCUGUGUCGUGCCCGAGAACCAGCAAGACCAAACCAUCCAUGGCUCCUUCGAUUCGUUCAUGGAGGUUGUGGUCUUUGGCAUUGAUGCUUGCCACAGUAGUUGGUGAAUAUGGUUCAGCUAUGGGUGGCGGGAGCUAUGGUUAUGCUCCCAGCUCCAGGGGGUUUCAACCUAGCCCAUGGUCCCUUGCUCAUGCCACUUUCUAUGGGGACGAGACUGCCUCCGAGACCAUGGGAGGGGCAUGUGGGUACGGGAAUUUGUUCCUCAAUGGGUACGGCACCGCGACGGCGGCUCUGAGCUCGACCCUUUUCAACGAUGGGUACGCUUGUGGGACAUGCUACCAGAUCAAGUGCGUGCAGUCGCCCUGGUGCUUCAGCGGCUCACCUUUCACUACUGUCACGGCCACCAACCUCUGCCCACCCAACUGGUCCCAGGACUCCAACAACGGUGGGUGGUGCAACCCGCCCCGCACCCAUUUUGACAUGUCCAAGCCCGCCUUCAUGAAGAUCGCUCAGUGGAAGGCCGGCAUUGUCCCUGUCAUGUAUAGAAGAGUACCCUGCAUAAAGCCAGGAGGGCUCAGAUUCCAGUUCCAAGGGAACGGUUACUGGCUUUUGGUGUACGUGAUGAAUGUGGGAGGAGGGGGCGACAUCGCCAGCAUGUGGGUCAAAGGAAGCAAGACUGAUUGGAUCAGCAUGAGCCACAACUGGGGCGCUUCGUACCAAGCCUUCUCAAGCCUUGGAGGCCAGUCUCUCUCCUUCAAGCUCACCUCCUACACCACCCGAGAGACCAUCAUUGCCUACAACGUUGCUCCUGCCAACUGGAACGUAGGGUUGACUUACCAAGCCACUGUCAAUUUCCACUAGAGAGAGAGAGAGAGAGAGGGAGGCAGAGAGUCAACACUAAUGAUAUGCUCCCCUUUUGUUACUUUCCUUUUUAUAAGCUAAU
Molecule: messenger RNA, 988 nt
Organism: Eucalyptus grandis
Lineage: Eukaryota; Viridiplantae; Streptophyta; Magnoliopsida; Myrtales; Myrtaceae
Product: expansin-A7
Exons: 3
Coding region: 7-906 (299 amino acids)
Biological process (GO): plant-type cell wall organization
Cellular component (GO): extracellular region
Source: RefSeq, a predicted model, not a curated record